Nerophis lumbriciformis (worm pipefish) is the source of this 2097-nucleotide messenger RNA. RefSeq lists its product as uncharacterized. Gene Ontology annotation, biological process: regulation of DNA-templated transcription. Gene Ontology annotation, molecular function: RNA polymerase II cis-regulatory region sequence-specific DNA binding; DNA-binding transcription factor activity, RNA polymerase II-specific. Lineage: Eukaryota; Metazoa; Chordata; Actinopteri; Syngnathiformes; Syngnathidae. The record is from RefSeq and is a predicted model, not a curated record.
GUCUAGAGGAAGGGCAUAGUGUGCAUGCAGUAAGUAAAAGCCGCCAGAGGGGGCAGCAAAGUCUUGUCCUGCGUUGAGUGAAGAAGAAGAAGAAGAAGAACCCAGAAGUGAGCAAGACUCCGCUCAGUUCAUCGCCAUCUCCGCUUCAAAGUAACUUUUAAUUGUCGUGUUUCUUCUUUUCUCACUUAGUGGGACAUCUCUUCCAGCUGCUGCUCAUGGCCAGUGGACAGGAGCCACAGCCCCCUGGAGUUAAAGAGGAGGAGGAGGAGGAGCCACACACCAGUCAGUGGGGUCAAGGCCUGCAGGUCGAUGCCGAUAUCAGCACUUUCCCUUUCACUAUCGUGCUGGUCAAGUGUGAGGAUGAGGACGACGCUCCGCCCUCACAUCUUCAUCACCGUCCAAGUGAAGGCAACAGGGGGGCGGAGCCUCUCAGUGGUCAGGUGACAACACCAGCAUCUUUAGGGGCGGAGCCUAUAAGUGGAGAGGUGGCAACAGAAUCAUCUUUAUGGGCGGAGCCUGUAAGUGGUCAGGUGACAACACCAGCAUCUUUAGGGGCGGAGCCUGUGAGUGGUGAGGUGAGAAGAGAGGGACAAAUGUCCUCUGAGAGCAAGGACUGUCACUUCCAGCCAGGUGAGAAGAAGCUGAGCUGCUCGGAAUGUGCCGGGUGCUUUGGCGACAAGAGCAUCCUGAAGCGCCACAUGAAGUGCCACACGGGGGAGAAACCUUUCCCCUGCUCCGUUUGCAGCAAGCGCUUCAGCCGCAGGGACUGCUUGCUCUCCCACAUGAGGUGCCACACCCCGGAGAAACCUUUCAACUGCUCCGUGUGCGGCCAGAUGUUCCGUCACCGGCAGAACCUGCUGUCUCACCUCAGAUGUCACAUUGGGGAGAAACCUUUCGGCUGCACACUGUGCGGAGGCGCCUUCUCCACCAAAGCACAUUUGAAGAGGCACGCCAGGACGCACACCGGGGAGAAACCUUAUCUCUGCUCUGUGUGCAACAAGAGGUUCUCCGCCAAGGGGAACGUCCUGCUGCACAUGAGGACUCACACGGGUGAGAAGCCUUUUUCCUGCACCGUUUGCGGCGGAACAUUUUCUACCAAGACACAUUUGACCAGACACACCAGGACGCACACCGGGGAGAAACCUUUCGCUUGCUCGGUCUGCGGCCAAAGGUUCUCGCUGAAGGAAAACAUGACGACACACCUGAAAAAGCACGGCAGGGAGCCUCGCGUCUCUUGCCCGGCCUGCCCACAAACCUUCUCCGACAAGAAAGAAAUGUCGGCGCACAGAAGGCGGCACGCGGCGGAGAAAGCCUUCGCCUGCUCGCUGUGCGCCAAGAGCUUCUCCAGCAAGGGCAACAUGACGGCGCACCUCAGAGCGCACAGCGGGGAGAAACCUUUCACCUGCUCGCUGUGCCACAAACGCUUCUCCGUAAAGGGGGACAUGAUGAGACACCAGAGAACGCACACUGGGGAGAAACCCUUCGGGUGCGCCGCCUGCCAAAAGCGAUUCACUCGGAAGUGCCACGUCAGCAAACACAGGUGCGCUGCUGGACAAACAUGAUCUUUGAUAUUGGGAUUUUAUUGAUGCCCUUAAAGUGUCCAGUUGGGCAUUUUCAUGUAUUCACACCGAGUACAGAAGUACUUCUGUGUGUACUUACUCAUGUCCUGUACUACGUGUCUACUACUACAUGGUGCACAGACAGGAAAACAGUGUUCACUCGGCUUAAUGGCAUACUUGCCAACCACCCCGAAUUUUCCGGGAGACUCCCGAAAUUCAGCGCCUCUCCCGAAAACUUCCCGGGACAAAUAUUCUCCCGAAAAUCUUUCGAUUUUCAGCCGGAGCUGGAGGAGGCGUGGCCUCCAGCAUGCGGACCUGAGUGAGGACAGCCUUUUUUCACGACGGGAGGACAACAGGGUGACAAGAACUAAAUCAUCCAGACUAGAGAUAAAUUGUAUUAUUAUGUUUAUCUUACCUAAAAAUACAUAUAUUUAUUAAUUAAAAUUAAAAAAAAACUAAAUCAAUUUUUACUAUAUUUUGCUAAAAACAUCCAAAUUAAUUGUAUUUUUAUUUGUAUUUUUUCUGACCCCUUAUUACA